Fusarium pseudograminearum CS3096 is the source of this 987-nucleotide messenger RNA. RefSeq lists its product as uncharacterized. The transcript is spliced from 2 exons. The coding region runs from base 1 to 987 and encodes 328 amino acids. The record is from RefSeq and is a predicted model, not a curated record. NCBI's taxonomy places the organism in Eukaryota, Fungi, Ascomycota, Sordariomycetes, Hypocreales, Nectriaceae.
AUGACUGUGGAUGAAUUCGACCCUCUGAUCACCAGUGUUGCGAGGCAGGCUUCAACUGGACAGGUCCUUCGGCUGCCGUGGCACACUCGGCCUGUUGCUUUGGGGUCAUUCUUCAACACGAAAACGGCAUCAUCAUCAAAAAUUGACCCGUUCUCGCGGGAUUCCGCCUUUGACACCGAGUCACUGCGCAGAUCAUACAUCAACUUUGAGCCAUUUGACGGCGAUGCGUCCUACAAAUCCAGUGAAUCCACAUCUUCAUCUACCUCCGCUGAUCAUCUUAGCGUUGGUGUUGGGGUUGGUAUAUCUUGUUUUGUUGUCUCUGCCAGUGUGUCUUGUCAGUAUGAUAGACAUGUGAUGGAAAACAAAGAUGCUUCAAAAACAUCAGUCAUGACAACUUACCGAGCUGGGUCCGUUACCUUCACACGGCCGCCAAAGCUAUCAGAAGGCGCCUUGCAAACUCUCAAGUACAAUGGCGGAUUGACCGCCUUCAAAGAACGUUGGGGAGACUACUAUGUCGCGGGUUACAGAAUUGGUGGCGAUGCUGGUGUCAUGAUGAGUCUUGGCUCCAGCAGCAGGACUGUGUCAGAAAGUGUCACAAUUUGUAUCAAAGUCGAGAUCUUGUUCUUUUCCUUUGAGGAUAGCUGGUCCAAAAGCUGGUCGUCGGCGGAAUCAGACCUGCGAGUCACCUUGUCUUGUUUCUCGACGGUCGAGCAAGCCAAGAUCCAAGAGCAGCGACAGAUGGGGGAUCCAAAGCUGUACAGUUUCAUUCAAGAAGCUCGGGGUAUACACAACCGAGCCCAAGGCUUGGUCGAUACUAUACAGCGGAAACUGGACCAUCUUGGUGUUUCGAAGGAUAAACAAGUCACUGCCGAGCAAUGUGUGGGACUAUGCCAGUCUGGUGUUGUGGUGGAAUUGUUAUUAUUUCCGGUUGAGAGUCUCAGGGAGUUGCAGUAUUGGAAAACUGACCAGAAUGUGAUUUGCAUGUAA